AUGUCUUCCAUCCGCUUCAUCUGCCAGGGCUGCAGGCAGCCCAUGAGGCUGAGCCAGUCCACGGGGACCUUGGGCCUUGAGACCACCCAAAGACCUGCAGCUUCCACAUUCACGUCAGCUCAGCAGGAGCCAAGAGAAACCCUGGUACGUGGCCCUACCUCCAAGGUGGAGAUAGAUAGUGAAAAGCUGCCAGAUGCCUCCUGCUCUACCCUCCCUGGAGAUGGCAAGAUGUUCGGGGACAGUGCUAAGAACUUCAUCUUGCUUGGGAAGUUUGACUCUGCAAGAACGCUCAGUAACAUCCAGAACACUACCAGGGACAUUUUUGACAUCCUCACUGGUGAAAAAUAUGUGGAUCACCCCCUAUGUGAAGACUGUACUGACAAACUUUUAGAGGUGCUGGAUACUCAACUCAUUAUUGUAGACUCUGAGAACGAGAACUACAAAUAUUGGAGGGGGAGGAUAUGUGAGGAGGAGAUGAAGACACUGCAGGAGGAACUGGAGGGCCUGGAGCUGGAGGAGGCAAGGCUGGUCCAAGAGCUGAAGGAGGUGGAGAAAAAACAAGAAAGAGUUGCAGAGGAUCUUGAGGCAGCCCAGGCAGAGACUGAGAUGCUGGAACAACAGGACAAGCAGUACUGGAAGGACUACAGUAACUUGAAAUGGCAGCAACUGGAACUGCAGGAUGAGCUGAAGAGCAUGGAAAAGCAGCUGAGACAUGCCCAAAUCCAGUGGGGCAGGCUGAAGAAGACCAAUGUCUUCAGUGCGACCUUUGAGAUCAGGUAUGAUGGCCCUGUGGGCAUCAUCAAUAGCUUCAGAUUGGGCUGCCUCCCCACUGUCCCUGUGAGCUGGAAGGAGAUUAACAUGGCUUGGGGACAGACAGCUUUGUUGCUCCUUGCCCUAUCCAACAAGAUUGGGCUGGAGUUUCAGAGGUAUCAACUCAUCCCCUGUGGAAACCGGUCCUAUUUGAAGUCUUUAACAAAUGACCCUGUUGAGCUGCCAUUGUUCUGCAUCAUGAAGCAGAGCACUUGCUUGGACCUCAAGUUUGACCAGGCAAUGAUGGCUUUUUUGGACUGCAUGCAACAGUUUAAGGAAGAGGCUGAGAAAGGCAAGUGGGGUCUUUGCUUACCCUGCAGGAUUCAUGUGAAGAAUGGCCUAAUGGAGGACUCUGGAAGCACUGGUGAGUUCUAUUCCAUCAGAACAUACUUGAACACAGAGGAGCAGUGGACAAAGGCACUCAAGCUCAUGCUUAUAAAUCUUAAGUGUAGUCUCACUUGGGUUUCUUUAAGAUAUCAAGAAUGA
Nyctereutes procyonoides (raccoon dog) is the source of this 1296-nucleotide messenger RNA. It is a transcript of the gene BECN2, whose product is annotated as beclin 2. Bases 1 to 1296 code for a protein of 431 amino acids. The transcript has a single exon. Lineage: Eukaryota; Metazoa; Chordata; Mammalia; Carnivora; Canidae. The record is from RefSeq and is a predicted model, not a curated record. Gene Ontology annotation, cellular component: phagophore assembly site; phosphatidylinositol 3-kinase complex, class III, type II; phosphatidylinositol 3-kinase complex, class III, type I. Gene Ontology annotation, biological process: autophagy; cellular response to nitrogen starvation; autophagosome assembly.